UCGAAGGAGGGCAGAAUGGCUGCUGACUGUAGCGCUUUUCAAUCAUUUUGACUCGGGGAACAGAGAGCCACAUUUGGACUGAAGGGUGCAGUAACCCUGUGCUCACUGUUUUUCUGUGUAUCGGGGGCGUUUGAACAGUGUUUAAACUGGUCCAUCAAAUAAUGUGGUUUUAGUCAAUUUUAUAGACAGUUCAGCGGUUUGUUAUGGUAAAGACUAAGUGAAGACUCAAGAGCACGGUGCUAUUAGGGCUGUGUAGCUGUUGCCGAGAACAGGCCGGUUGGAGGUUUUUUUUUUUUUUUUUUUAAUAAGUAACAGGAGCACGGUACUGUCUCAGACAUAUCCGAUUUAUGCGGCUUUGAAGAACAACAAACAGCGUUACUUAAUUGUAAAUAACACGCAAAGAUGGAUUUAAAAUCCUUUUUUAUAUGCAUGCUACUGGGAUGUUUGCAGUACAGUAAUGCUCAACAAGAUGGAAAUGACUGUAUCAAAGCCAAUGCAAAGUCAUGUGGGGAGUGUAUACAAGUUGGUGCAAAUUGUGGAUGGUGUACUGAACCAGAUUUUUUAAAACAAGGAGAGCCAACCUCUGCAAGGUGUGAUGUUCUUGAAUCUCUCGAAAAACGGUGUAAAGAGAUUGAAAACCCCAGAGGCAAUAAAAAAGUGGUCCUGAACAAGGCAGUAACAAACCGCAAUCACGGCACAGAUGAACGGAAACCAGAAGAUAUCACGCAGAUUCAGCCCCAGAAAAUGGAAUUAACCCUGCGAUCAGGUGAACCCCAGACUUUUGAACUGAAAUUCAAAAGAGCGGAGGACUACCCCAUUGAUCUCUAUUACCUUAUGGAUCUCUCAUUCUCCAUGAAGGAUGAUUUGGAAAAUGUGAAGAAUCUCGGAACUAAUCUGAUGCGUGAAAUGCAAGACAUUACUUCUGAUUUUAGAAUUGGUUUCGGCUCCUUUGUGGAGAAAACUGUGAUGCCCUACAUCAGCACCACCCCAGCCAAGCUGCUGAACCCUUGCACCGGUGACCAAAACUGUACCAGCCCCUUCAGCUACAAAAAUGUCCUCAAGCUCACCAACAAUGGAAACCAGUUCAAUACUCUUGUAGGACAGCAGCAGAUUUCUGGAAACUUGGAUUCUCCUGAAGGUGGUUUUGAUGCCAUAAUGCAGGUUGCUGUCUGUGGUGAGCAUAUUGGCUGGCGAAAUGUCACCCGAUUGUUGGUGUUCUCCACUGAUGCGGGAUUCCACUUUGCUGGAGAUGGGAAACUGGGUGGAAUAGUUCUGCCAAAUGAUGGAAAGUGCCAUCUGGAAAAUGGCAUGUACACCAUGAGUCAUUACUAUGACUAUCCAUCUAUUGCCCACCUUGUACAGAAAUUAAGUGACAACAACAUCCAGACCAUCUUUGCUGUGACAGAAGAAUUCCAGCCUGUUUACAAGGAACUGAAGAAUCUCAUUCCGAAGUCUGCUGUAGGAACUCUCUCUUCCAACUCCAGCAAUGUAAUCAAGCUGAUUAUCGAUGCUUAUAAUUCUCUGUCUUCAGAGGUAAUCCUUGAGAACAGCAAGCUUCCAGAGGGGGUGACCAUUAACUAUGUUUCACAUUGCAAGAAUGGGCUCGUCAACACUGGAGAAAACGGAAGAAAAUGUUCCAACAUUUCCAUUGGAGAUGAGGUCAUGUUUAAUAUCAGUAUUACUGCACACAAAUGUCCAAAGAAAGGCCAGGAAGAAACAGUCAAGAUCAAACCACUGGGCUUCACGGAAGAAGUUGAAAUCAAACUUAAGUUUGUCUGCGAGUGCGAGUGCCACGACAAGGGAAUUCCAAACAGCCCAAAAUGCAACGAUGGCAACGGGACAUUUGAGUGUGGUGCCUGCAGGUGUAAUGAAGGCCGUAUUGGUAGGCUUUGCGAGUGCAGCACAGAAGAAGUGAACAGUGAUGACCUGGAUGCGAACUGUCGACGGGACAAUGGCACAGAUAUCUGCAGUACCAAUGGAGACUGUAUCUGUGGAGAAUGUGUUUGCAAAAAGAGGGAUAACCCCAACGAAAUCUACUCCGGCAAAUACUGCGAGUGUGACAACUUCAACUGUGACAGGUCAAACAACAUGAUCUGUGGUGGAAAUGGCGAAUGUGUCUGCAGGGUAUGCAAAUGCUCCCCCAGCUAUACCGGCAGUGCCUGUGACUGCUCACUGAACACAUCCACAUGUUUAGCAAAGAAUGGACAGAUCUGCAACGGCAGAGGAAAUUGUGAAUGUGGCACCUGCAAAUGCACAGAUCCAAAAUUCCAGGGACCAACCUGUGAGAUAUGCCCCACGUGCCCAGGAGUGUGUGCCGAGCAUAAGGAGUGUGUACAGUGCAGAACCUUUAAUACAGGAGAGAAGAAAGACACCUGUGAGGCAGACUGCUCGUAUUUCAACCUCACCAAGGUGAACGAUCGGGACAAGCUGCCCCAGCCGGGCCAGGCCACGGCACUGACUCACUGUAAAGAGAGGGAUGCGAGCGACUGCUGGUUUUACUUCACCUACGGCGUCAACAACACAGAAAACGACAUCCAUGUGCAUGUUGUUGACGUACUAGAGUGUCCUACUGGACCAGACAUUAUCCCGAUUGUGGCAGGUGUGGUCGCUGGCAUCGUGCUGAUCGGUCUCGCUCUCCUGCUCAUCUGGAAGCUGCUCAUGAUCAUCCACGACAGAAGGGAGUUUGCUAAGUUUGAAAAGGAAAAGUUGAAUGCUAAAUGGGACACGGGUGAAAAUCCCAUCUACAAGAGUGCUGUGACAACUGUGAUCAAUCCUAAGUAUGAGGGCAAAUAAUCAGACGUGUGUUAACACUGUAUGCAAAUUUUUUUUUUUGGGGGGGGGGGGGGGGUGGCAAUGGGUUUUAAUUUAAGUUUUUGUUUUUCUUGUAAGGUUUUCAUUAUGAUAGGCCACUUUCAGUUUUUUGGUUUUUUAACCUUUUUUUUUUCCCUAUGCAGUUUGAAAAUGUAGUGCAUAAUUUUAUUUUUUUUUCUUUCUAAAAUUGUUGAUGCCACAGGAGAUCUUUUUGAUUUAUUACAAGGUCCACAAAGGUCAGAGAUUGUGCCUUUCAUUUCAAGAUACCCACAAACAUGGGUCUGUUGCAUAGUCUAUGGGUUUUUAUUUUUGUUUGUUUUUUUUUUAGCCAUUGUUAUGGUGCCUUCAAGGGCUUGAAUUUACAGAUUGCUGCCAGGGAUAUUGGAAUAGUUGUAUUUUGUUGUAAGAUGCUUUCUGUCUUUAGAAAUGUUAUGUGCAAGUAGUGUAAUGGACUGCUGGUUUAGGAGUGGGAAAUGUGCAGAAGAAAGAUAUAAUGUGCAGGUGAAAAGUUAGUCUGAUAUUAUACUAAGGGAAGAUGAAAUGUGCUUGUAAAUGUAGCUACUGAUAGGCUUGUUCAGUGUAACCCCAGCUAAUUAAAUUAUCUGCAAGUAGCUUCAAGGAGCAGUCCUAAAAUUCAAGCCCAGAUCAACUCAAUUAAGCCAUGCCAAAAAAAGCAUAAAAAAACAGUGUCUCAUUUACAAAAAGCCUUAGUUUAAUUUUUUUUUUUUUUUUUUUUUGCUAUCAAGUACCAUAACUGUAUUUUGCAGGAUUUUAACUAUUUUGUUGUCUGAGCUUGCAUAUGUUUUUUAUUAUUGUAUUAACAAUUUAUUUUAAGAGAAACCCUCCAUACACAUUUUUCCUUGUAUUUGUAUGUAUAUAAGCAGAGGUUAAAAUGCAGCCUUGCAUACUGAUGAUCCACACAAAAGGAUUAGCAACACUAUUUUGUUUUGUAAUGUCAUACAAGAAACAGCAUUAGAAAAUGGCCUCUGGAAUACUUUUAAAAAGCGUCUCAUGUACUUACACGUGUCAUAUCCUUGUUAAGUGCCUUUUUAUUUUAGCAUUAUGUUCACUUUUGCAAUGCUGUUUCUGAAAUUAUUUAUUAAAGUACCAAAAAUGA
Messenger RNA from Polyodon spathula (Mississippi paddlefish), 3928 nucleotides. Its product is annotated as integrin beta-1-like. Gene Ontology annotation, molecular function: collagen binding involved in cell-matrix adhesion; integrin binding; C-X3-C chemokine binding. Bases 403 to 2793 code for a protein of 796 amino acids. Gene Ontology annotation, biological process: cell adhesion mediated by integrin; cell migration; integrin-mediated signaling pathway. The record is from RefSeq and is a predicted model, not a curated record. Lineage: Eukaryota; Metazoa; Chordata; Actinopteri; Acipenseriformes; Polyodontidae. The transcript is spliced from 16 exons. Gene Ontology annotation, cellular component: cell surface; focal adhesion; integrin complex.